Zonotrichia albicollis (white-throated sparrow) is the source of this 7146-nucleotide messenger RNA. Lineage: Eukaryota; Metazoa; Chordata; Aves; Passeriformes; Passerellidae. The record is from RefSeq and is a predicted model, not a curated record.
CUCCGGCUGCAAUCCCGGCGCGGACUACAAGUACCACGAGCUCCCGUCUGAGUACUACAGGUCCCACAAUACCUCACGCCGCCUGGUGUCUCCGCGUCGGUCCCGAUUUAAAUCCAGACAGUGAGGAAAAUGGCGGUGUGGGGCUGAGUGUGGGGGAGAUGGAGAUGUAGCUGAGCUUUGGCUGAUUUCCCAGGUAUUCCUACUGACUUCUGCUGUAGCGAAUACUGUGCUCGGAUGUGACUUAAAAUGAAUUCUGAUUCUGAAGGUCCUCUGAAAAAUAUGCAGUGCUUGAAUGUUUGCUAAGGACUACUGCUGAUGCAAGGUCAAGAUGAGUGAAUUAGGAGAAAACUCCUUAGAUAGUUUGACUAAUGAGUCAAGGAAGCGCAAGCCAUUGCCCUGUGAUACACAAGGUGCAAGUCUGGUCUGCAGUGGUGAGAAGCGUCGACGUGAGCAGGAAAGCAAAUACAUUGAAGAGCUGGCUGAGCUGAUAUCUGCUAAUCUGAGUGACAUCGACAAUUUCAAUGUCAAACCAGACAAAUGUGCUAUCUUAAAAGAAACUGUGAGACAGAUUCGACAAAUAAAAGAGCAAGGAAAAGCAGUUUCUAAUGAUGAUGAUGUUCAGAAAGCUGAUGUAUCAUCCACAGGUCAAGGAGUUAUUGACAAGGAUUCAUUGGGACCUCUUUUAUUACAGGCAUUGGACGGCUUCCUCUUUGUUGUAAAUCGAGAUGGGAACAUAGUAUUUGUAUCAGAAAAUGUCACACAGUAUCUGCAGUAUAAACAAGAAGAUUUGGUUAAUACAAGUGUGUAUGGUAUCUUGCAUGAAGAGGACCGGAAGGACUUUCUUAAAAACUUACCUAAAUCUUCAGUUAAUGGAGUUUCUUGGAGUAAUGAAGCACCGAGACAGAAGAGCCAUACAUUCAAUUGUCGGAUGAUGGUGAAAAGCUCUCAUGACCUCUUUGAAGAUGUAGGUGGCUACCAGGAUAUUCGUCAAAAAUAUGAAACUAUGCAGUGCUUCGCUUUAUCGCAGCCAAGAGCUAUGAUGGAAGAGGGGGAAGAUUUGCAGUCCUGUAUGAUUUGUGUGGCGCGUCGUAUCAUGACUGCAGAAAGGGUAUUUCCAGGAAAUCCAGAGAGCUUUAUUACAAGACAUGAUCUUUCAGGCAAACUUGUCAACAUUGAUACAAACUCAUUACGGUCUUCCAUGAGACCUGGCUUCGAAGAUAUAAUUCGUCGCUGUAUUCAGAGGUUCUUAUGCCACAAUGACGGGCAGUCAUGGUCAAAUAAACGCCACUAUCAUGAAGCUUAUACACAAGGUCAUGCUGAAACCCCGUUGUAUAGAUUUUCUUUAGCGGAUGGUACAAUAGUGACAGCACAAACAAAGAGUAAGCUGUUUCGAAAUCCUGUAACUAAUGACCGCCAUGGAUUUGUCUCUACCCACUUCCUUCAAAGAGAACAAAAUGGAUAUCGGCCAAAUCCUAAUUCUGUUGGGCAAAACACCAGAACAACUGUGACUGGAAACACAAAUUCUGUUAAUGGUCUUAUGAACAUGUCACCUGGUCAAGCCAUGCCAAUGCAGAACAGAAACUAUGGGAUGGGAGAUCCCAAUGCAGUGGGUCAGCUCACCAGCACUCGAUUUGGAAGCCCUGGGAAUAUGGGGCCAGUGAACUCUGGAACUGGCAUGCAGUCCUCUGCUUAUCAGAGUAACAGUUUUGUGUUAAAUAUAAGUAGCCCACCACAUGGCAGUCCUGGCUUAACUUCCAGCCAACAGAAUCUAAUGGUAUCUCCUAGGAAUCGAGGGAGUCCAAAAAUGAGUUCACACCAGUAUUCUCCAGUUACAGGUAUGCACUCGCCUAUGGGAUCUGCCAGCAACACUAGCAACAGCACUUUUUCUAGCAGUUCUCUAAGUGCUCUGCAAGCCAUUAGUGAGGGUGUUGGAAAUUCCCUUUUAUCAACACUUUCUUCUCCGGGUCCAAAAUUGGAUAAUUCCCCAAACAUUAGCGUAACUCAGCAAAUUAAAACAAGUACCCAGGACUCCAAAAGCCCUUCUGGUUUGUAUUGUGAACAAAACCAAGUGGAAAGUUCUAUUUGCCAGUCAAACAGCAGAGAUCUCUUCAGUGAAAAAGAUAGUAAAGAGGGAAAUCUGGAGGCAUCUGAAAGUCAGAGAGGACCAUCUGAGAGCAAAGGACAUAAAAAACUCCUUCAGCUACUUACAUGCUCCUCAGAUGAAAGAGGACAUUCUACAGCAUCAAACUCACCUUUAGACUCAAAUUGUAAAGAAUCUUCUACCACCGUUGCCAGUCCUUCAGGAGUUUCCUCAUCAACAUCUGCAGGGAUAUCUUCCUCCUCAAACAUGCAUGGGUCACUCCUGCAAGAGAAGCACAGGAUUUUACAUAAAUUGUUGCAGAAUGGUAAUUCUCCAGCAGAGGUGGCCAAGAUCACAGCUGAAGCUACUGGUAAAGACACAUAUCAUGAUGCAAGUAACACAACCUCUUGUGGAGAAGACACUGUCAAACAGGAACAACUAAGUCCAAAGAAGAAAGAAAACAAUGCUUUACUAAGAUAUCUACUAGAUAAAGAUGAUAUUAAGGAACCGCUUUCCAAAGAGCUGAAGCCUAAAGUAGAAGGUGUGGAUAAUAACAUGGGACAAUGCACAAGUUCUGCAAUUCCCACUUCAAGUCAAGAAAAAGAGAUGAAAAUAAAAAUUGAGCCAGCAGAGGAGAUGAAUGGAGACUUGGAUAAUUUGGAUGCAAUUCUAGGUGAUCUUACUAGUUCAGAGUUUUACAAUAAUGCUAUCUCUGCAAAUGGAAAUAACCCUGGAACAAAGCAAGCAUUAUUUCAAGGAAAUGCCCUGUUGGGUGUGAAGAGUCCCCAGUCUGUGCAGACUACUCGCCCACCUUUUAACAGAGCCAUGUCUUUAGACAGCCCGAUGGGCUCAGGUGCUUCAGUGAGGAAUGUCAAUGUCAAUGCAUUCUCCAUGUUACAAAAGCAAAACUUGAUGGGUGGAAGUCCAAGAAUGAUUGAAAAUCAAGAAAAUUUUGGAGCAAAUCUGGCAAGUGCUCCCCACAGACAUGUGGCGAUGAAUCAGCAUCAGCCAGGAGACUGGGGUUUGCCAAACUCUAAAGUGAACGGAUUGGAAUCUGCAAGUUCUGCUGCAAUGUUGAGACCAGGAGUUGAAUUUAGUACAACCCUUCCGAGGCCCCCAGAGGCUGGCUCUGUGUCUGGGCUGCCUGUUCGCUCUAACAGCAUACCUGGUAAUAGGCCAAUGCUGCAACAGCAAAUGAUUCACAUGAGGCCAAAUGAGAUAAACAUUGACAUGGGAGGUAAUCACUAUGGACAGCCUGGACCUUCUAACCAACCUGGAUUGUGGCCUGACAAUAUGAUGUCCAUGGAGCAAGCAUCACGGGGUUCACAAAACAGACUACUAGUUAGAAGCUCUUUGGAUGAUCUCUUAUGUUCGGCACCAAAUAUGGAAGGCCAGAAUGAUGAAAGGGCACUUCUAGAUCAGCUGCACACACUAUUGAGUAAUACAGAUGUCACAAGUCUGGAAGAAAUUGACAGAGCGUUAGGAAUUCCUGAUCUUGUAAACCAAGGACAAGCUUUGGAACCCAAAGAAGAUUCAUUUCAAGGUCAGGAAUCUUCAAUUAUGAUUGACCAGAAGCCUUUGUUAUAUGGUCAACCCUAUCAAGGGCAAGGGGCAGCAAUGCCAGGAAGUUUUAGUAACAUCCAGGGACAACAGCCGUCUUUUAAUUCAUUGAUGAAUCAGAUGAGCCAACCGAGCAAUUUUCCUCUGCAAAGUAUCCAUCCCCGAGCAAAUGUGAUGAGACCUAGGACCAACACACCAAAGCAGCUACGCAUGCAGCUCCAGCAGAGGCUCCAGGGACAGCAGUUUAUGAAUCAGACCCGUCAAAGUCUUGAAAUAAAAAUGGAAAAUCCAGUCAGUGGUACUAACUCAGUGAUGAGACCAGUUAUGCAGCCACAGGUGGGAUCCCAGCAGCAAGGUUUUCUUAAUGCUCAAAUGGUGGCUCAGCGUAACAGGGAACUAAUAAGUCACCAUUUUAGACAACAGAGGAUGGCAAUAAUGAUGCAGCAGCAACAUCAACCUCAGGCCUUCAGUCCACCACCAAAUGUGACAGCCUCAGGAAGCAUGGACAGUGCUUUGACAGGCCCUCCAAUGGCUCAAGUUCCUUCACAGCAAUUUCCCUAUCCACCUAAUUAUGGAAUAAGCCAACAACCCGAUCCUGCAUUUAGUAGAGUAUCAAGCCCUCCCAAUCCAAUGGUGUCAUCAAGAAUUGGACCCUCCCAGAAUCCUAUGCUGCAGCAUCCUCAGUCAGCAACAAUGUACCAGUCGUCAGAGAUGAAAGGCUGGCCCUCAGGAAGCAUCCCCAGAAACAGUUCUUUUUCCCAGCAGCAGUUCAGCCAUCAAGGUAGCCCAGCAGCAUACAGUAUGAUGCACAUGAAUGGCAGCAGUGGCCAUAUUGGACAGAUGAGUAUUAAUACCAUGCCUAUGUCAGGACUGCCUAUGGGUCCAGACCAGGUUACUAAAGUCUGGCCUUGGUAAACUCUCUAAAUCUGAUGGCUCUCUUCCUCAACUACUACAGAAACCAGCUGCCUUAGGGAUGGUAUUGCUAAGAAGUUGCAACCUCAAAAUUGAGUUGUAAAAUGGAGUCCAGAGGAAUUUAAGUCAAGAAAGUCAACUGCUUUCAGAGCCCAAAUCAUCCAGCUGGUAUUGCACCACUUGACCUGCAUGUUUGUCUUCACUGGAACCUGAAAGGAACAAAGUUUUCCACUAAUGUCUAUGUAUUUUGCAUUUGUUAGACAAAAGAGCUUUUUUUUUUUUUGAUAACAGAAAGUAAAACUGGGCCCUGUAAAGACAUUUUUAAAAAAAUAUCUCUAGUGUCUAGAAAUACAGAUUAAGUUUAGAGGUACUUUCUUAUAUCCCAUUCUCACAAUUGCCACUUCAAAUGCAUUAUCUGUAAAGUAAUGAACUUUUUAUUUUUAGUAACAAAUAAUGUUAUUAAAAAUGACAUUUUGAUCCAGCUUUGACACCACCUCAAAAGUAAAAUGACUGUCAGGGAAAUUUGAAUAAAAAUGCACUCUUUGUACACACUUCUGUUUCUUUACUAUUCAGUGUGGCCUAUCAUCAUUUUCCUACAUGCAGCUUAAGAAUUCCUUUAAUCACAUACACUCGCUCAUCACAGGAAGAAGAGAUCAAAUCCACAGCGAGAAAAACAUAAUAGGCCAAAACACAGCCAAUGAUUUUGAGAGCUCACUAUUUAAACUUUCCACCUACUGCAAAGCUCUGUUUGAACUUCCUUAUAACAACAAGAGCACACUAAAGAAAUAAAGAGGACAAAAAAGGAAACAUUCCAGACUUGUAAACCCAGACAUACCAAAUGUUCAUGUUUAUGGGUUUCUGGUGCUUAAGUGCUUUACAGUCAAGUUAUGUAUUUUUACAUUGUCCAAAUCGCACAUAUAUGACACAGCCCUGUUGUGAAACUGACUUUACUCAAUUUAGAAAAUGCAGUUGCCUGCUAAAUGCACUGGUGCACCUGAAAAUGCAUUCUAAACCAUGCCUACACUAGAAUGUAAUUAUUUUAUCAAAAUGUCUGGUGCUCCAGCCUCUGUACCAGCAAUUUAGUCUGGUCUUUUAGACCAUCUGUUCUCACUAUAUGUAAUUGAUUUCAAUCUUUCUGAAAGACCAAUCCUUAUACCCUAUUAGGGUUUACAACAUGCUUGAUGCACCCCAGAUGCAGGGCAUCCAUUCUGCUUUUCUGCAAAUGACUGUAGAUUGGAAUGCAAUGAGAUGACCUUUUGCAAAUCUAUCUCUGUUAUGCACAACAGAAAUGAGUGAUCAGGGCAUUUCCUUCAAAACUUUGCUACUGCUUGGAACUACUGCAUUAAUGUGGACAUGACCCUUAGUCCAGUUAGAAACUUGUAUUUUCUGUUUGGCAGUGGUUCAAACUAAUGAAUAGCAUUUACUGGCAUUCAAGCAGGGCUGCAAUCCAAUCUCAUGCACUCAUCAAAUUCUGAGUAGCAGACCCCAAAGGUGCGCUAACAAUUAUGCAAACCAGCACAGAACAUGCUUUAUCCCAAGUCUCACAGAACAGGUCAUAAAAAUGCAAAUACUCAUCAUGAGUAUCCAGGUGACUCCCUUAACUAACCAUAGUCCAGUUUUCCACAUAAGCUAUUUAGAAAAAACUUGGUAUGUCACCUUGAUUUGUACAGCUUUGGGCUCACUUACAUUUGGUGUGUGAUUUAUUAGAUAAGUGCAGGUAGAAGAAUAGCCAACACCAAUGAAAAAGUCUCUGUCAAUAGGUCCAAGCUAACUCUUCCCUGUACAGCACACCCCAGAUGUGGGAAGAGGGAGAAACAAAGCAUCUGUGGAGGCAAAUACUUUACUUUGGACACAAGCAAUGGCUGUGUGAUUGUCAAGAUCCUGUUUUGUGUUGCUGAAGUUUAUGCCUUAAGGUUCAAUGAGGCUAAUGAGCUGAAGGGUGUAGUAUAAACUCUGUCUCAUCUGAGCAGAUCACAGGGGAAAAGCACCAUUCUGAUCCCUCUGUGAGAGGGAGCAAGUUUCACUUUUUUUACCUUAACUUUCUACAUACAUAAACUAAAGAUAAUUAUACACUUAACCACCUCCUUUGCAUGUUGUGAAAAUUAGCUAAUGUUUAGAAAGCAGCAAGUACUUAAGUAACUGUUAAGUAUUAUCAGAUAUCAUUACAUUGCCCUCACUUUAAUUGUUUUCCUGUCCUCAUUAAGUGCCUUCCAUCUACUGCUGUUGAUUCCCCAUUACUUAAUUCCUUCUGUGACUUAAAAAAAAUUACUUAAAUGUGUACAAAUUCUAGUGUUCUUUACAGAUUGUUGGCUGUAGCACAUAUUUAAACAUCGAAUAUACUGGAUGGAACCACUAAUUGUUUUUCAACUCAGAAUUUGCUUAGUAACUACUAAUCAGCUUGCAAGACAAAUAUAAUGGGAGAAAAUAAAUUUAAACUCUGUGUUUCAAGUUUGUGUCAUGAUAUAAAAAGACUAAUCUGCUAAAUAAUUAAAGCUCUGUAUUUGUGGAGUGAGAGGAAAGAAACAUUACAAGUAACUAAUAAUUCCGUGUUGCUGUUUACCUCUAAUCUAUAAUUAAACUAUAUACGUCAAAUA